Daucus carota subsp. sativus is the source of this 1851-nucleotide messenger RNA. RefSeq lists its product as uncharacterized. Lineage: Eukaryota; Viridiplantae; Streptophyta; Magnoliopsida; Apiales; Apiaceae. Bases 1 to 1851 code for a protein of 616 amino acids. The transcript has 4 exons. The record is from RefSeq and is a predicted model, not a curated record.
AUGUUAGAUGACACCAUUGGAUUGGUGAAAAAAUUCCGCACAGCACGUGAUCGUUGGGAAAACAAUGAUAUACUUGAUUUGAAAGUUGAGCUGAAAAUCUGUCGCGCACAGAAUGGAAGAGAGAAUCAUAUAUCUGCCAGUGAUGAAGUAGCUGGCAUAAUGGUUGGUUCCACCUCAAACACAACUCCUGAUCGUGACAUUAUUAUAGAGCCCAAGUUUGGAAAGCUCCAACGUGUGUCUUACAUUCAUCCGAAGUUCAUGGCGCUUCAAUAUCCCCUUCUUUUUCCCAAUGGAGAGGACGGAUACCAUAAUAGAAUUCCAUUCACCAGUGCUGAUUUGAAAAACCUCAAAGAGCGCGACUACAUUUCAAUGAAAGAUUAUUACGCAUACCAGUUUCAAAUCAGGCAAAAGCACUCAUUGACACCUAGAUUAGGUGGGAGGUUAUUCCAACAAUAUGUUGUUGACGCUUUUUCGUCUAUUGAGCAAACACGCUUAUGGUGGUUUCGGAAGAAUCAGACAAUUCUGAGGAAUGAAUUGUAUAGCCAUAUAUGUGACUCAGUACGUACUGGAGACUAUAGUGCUUCUAAUGUUGGGAAAGGCGUGAUCUUGCCAGCUGGAUUUGUUGGUUCUAAACGCUAUAUGCAGCAAAAUUUUCAGGACGCACUAGCAGUGUGUCGUGAAGUAGGCCAUCCGGAUAUUUUCCUAACAAUGACCACUAAUGCAUUAUGGGAUGAAAUUCAAAAAAUGAUGGUUUUUCUUCCUGGUUGCAGUCCAGAGAAUUGCCCUGACAUUAUCUCUCGAGUCUUCCGUUUGAAACUGGAGCAACUAACAAAUGACAUUAAAAAAAAAUCUCAUUUUGGUGUUUGUGUUGGAGACAAGUUUGUCUCUGCUGAAAUACCCGAUCCUAAAAAAGACCCUGUGGGAUAUGCUGCCGUGAAGGGCUUUUAUGAUACACGGACCAUGUGGACUCCAGAAUAUGAAAUCUCCCUGCAUGAAAGGUACCGUCCGCGCACAAUGUUUGAUGAAAGCGGAUUUCCAAUGUACAAACGGCGUAGACAGGACAUAACAGUCCAUGUUAGGAAUGCUGAUUUGGAUAAUCAGUGGGUAGUUCCUUAUAAUCGGGACUUAUUGGUCAAAUACCAAUGUCACAUGAACAUUGAGAUAUGUUGUCACGCUCGCAGUCUCAAGUAUUUGUUCAAAUACUAUUUAAAGGGUCAUGAUACUGCCACUAUACAUGUUACUGGGAGGAAGAAGAGAACAACCAACUCUAACGGUGAUGAGCCUAUCGAUGAAAUUGAUGCCUACUUUGAUGGUAGGUACAUAUGUGGAGCAGAAUCGGCUUAUAGGAUAUUUGGUUUUCCUAUACACCACCGUACAAUAUCUGUUGAAAGGUUACCAUUCCAUCUACCAGGACAAAAGAACUGCACGUUUCACUCAAAUCAGCCUUUGGAUAAGGUAGCUGAAAGGGAAAAGGACAGACUUAGUAAACUUGAAGCGUUCUUCCUUUUAUGUAAUACUGAUGCCACAGCUCAGCAAUAUACCUAUCAGGAGAUCCCAAAGCAUUAUGUAUGGAAUGAUGUUGAAAGAAAAUGGAAUCAAAGAAAAAGAGGAUAUCAGAUAGGACGACUAUCUUAUACUCAUCACAGCAGCGGCGAAGUAUGGUUUUUGAGAUUAUUGCUAACCAAGGUGCGCGGCCCAACUUCCUUUGAGAAACUCAGAACUGUCAAUGGAAUAUGCUAUGAGUCCUUUCGUGAUGCUUGCAAAGAGUAUGGUUUGCUGGAUGACGACAAGGAAUGGCAUGAAGUUCUUGAUCAAUGCUCCUCUGGUGGCUUGCCUCCUCAGAUUUGUUAG